Molecule: messenger RNA, 1155 nt
Organism: Penicillium cinerascens
Lineage: Eukaryota; Fungi; Ascomycota; Eurotiomycetes; Eurotiales; Aspergillaceae
Product: magnesium transporter CorA family protein
Exons: 2
Coding region: 1-1155 (384 amino acids)
Biological process (GO): intracellular magnesium ion homeostasis; magnesium ion transmembrane transport
Cellular component (GO): plasma membrane
Molecular function (GO): magnesium ion transmembrane transporter activity
Source: RefSeq, a predicted model, not a curated record
AUGGGGAACCAGCAGGAAAAGAACCAGGACAUGGGCCUGUGUCUAUUCGAUCGAUUCAGCUUCUUUUCGUCAAAAAUACAGAAAGCUACCACUUCUUCCAGCUGGGAUGCGCUGUUCCCCGAUGGUGACCUAAGCAAUGUCUUUCUGGAAAAGCACAAAGGUCGUUCAGAACCAAACCAGCCUACCUGGUGGAUCGAUAUUCGGGACGCCACCGAAGAAGACGUCCAUACCGUCUCGCAGGCUUUGUCCAUUCACCCAUUGACGGCAGAGGAUAUUGCUAUCCGUGAGCCUCGAGAGAAGGUUGAUGUCUUCAAGAACUACUAUCUGAUCUCAUUCCAAACCCUUGUCUCCCAUUUUCCGGGCCAGGAGGAACGACAGAGCAUCCCUGCUUCGGCUGUACUGUACAUUCUCGUCUUCCAGUAUGGGGUAGUCACUUUCUCACCCAGUGAAAGCCGACAUAUGAACAGGGUAAGAGACCGGAUCCAAAGAAUGCAUGACCCCUCUAUCCUGACAAGUGACUGGGUCUGCUAUGCAAUGAUAGACGACAUUAUUGAUAGCUUCGAGCCAUUUGCCCGGGCCGCAGAGCGCGAGUCCGAGGCGAUCGAGGACCAGGUAUUCACUAUACGCAUCGACGACGCCAAAACGCUCAUCCCACAGGUUGACGUCCUCCGCAAGAGAAUCGCCCACAUCACCCGCUGCCUGAAUGGCAAUAACGAUGUCUUGAGCGGUUACGUGAAACGCUGCCAGGCUCCGGAUAAGUAUCCUGUCUUUCCAGACGGCGAGCUGCUUCUCUAUCUUGGCGAUGUUCAAGACCAUAUAAUCACAAACCUAUCGACACUGGGACAUAUUGAUGAAAUUAUUGGCCGGUCCCAGGCAAACUACUUAGCCCAGAUAAGCGCUACCAAUAUCCGAUUUAGCUUGACCAUCAGCUCGGGCUUGAGCAAAAUCACUCUCCUCGCAACUGUCUUCGUUCCAUGCCAUCUGGUGACGGGUUUAUUCGGAAUGAACGUUUCAGUACCAGGAGAGGCAGUCCCAGGAGAGGCAGUCCCAGGAGAGCACUAUCGUGAUUUGUCAUGGUUUUUGGGCAUUGUUGGCUGCUUUGCGGCAUUUAUUGUUGUUUCCAUAUCCAUGGCAGUCAAGUACAGACUUCUUUAG